GGGUUCUCCUUCAAUUUAUAUAUAAACACCUGUAGAGUGAAGACAUUCGUGACUCUUAAAAGAAAUUAACCAUGGCAAAGAGUGAUGCCGAAGUGAAAGUUUUGGGCACAUGGGCGAGUCCAUUCGUGAUGAGGGUAAGGAUUGCCCUGAACAUCAAGUCUGUGGCCUAUGAAUUUCUUCAGGAGAGGUUAUGGGAAGGCAAAAGCGAGCUUCUCCUCAAAUCAAACCCAGUUCACAGAAAGGUCCCUGUCCUCAUUCAUGGUGAUGACACCAUCUGUGAGUCUCUCAUUAUUGUCCAAUACAUCGAUGAGGUUUGGCCUUCUGCUCCCAUUCUUCCUUCUGAUCCCCAUGAACGUGCCACCGCUCGUUUUUGGGCUGCUUAUCUUGACGACAAGUGGUUCCCUUCCUUGAGAGCUAUUGGUAUGGCUGAAGGAGAGGAUGCAAGGAAAGCAGCCAUAGGGCAAGUGGAGGAAGGGCUGAUGCUGUUAGAGGAGGCAUUUGGCAAAUGCAGCCAAGGGCAGGCAUUCUUUGGGAAGGAUCAAAUCGGAUAUCUUGACAUAACAUUUGGGUGCUUUUUGGGGUGGCUAAGAGUGACAGAGAAGAUGAGUGGGAUCAAGCUGCUUAAUGAAAUCAACACUCCUGCUCUGCUUAAAUGGGCUAACAGAUUCUGCAAUGAUGCCGCCGUGAAAGAUGUCAUGCCUGAGACCGAAAAGCUUGCGGAGUUUGGAAAGAUGCUUAGGGGCAGAGUGAGAGCCACUCCCACAUCUUGAAUUGCCAAAGGGAGCCAUAUUUCUUGGCUCUUGACCAUAUUUUACAUGCAAUUGUCUCCUUUCCGGUUUUUCUAAAUAAAAGUAUGGCAUUUUUACCCCAAUAAUACAAAAUAAUAAUAACAAUAACUCAAGCGAUAUACCCAUGAGAUUAGUUAUCAAAAUGGUACGUUUGUUAUAGUGUUCUGCCAAUACGCCUAACCAAUUAGCGGCACUAAACUGAACUCUGAUGAUCUAAAAUAUUAGACUUGAUAUGUAAAUUCCCCAUUUUAAUUGAAAAGCUAUAAGGGUGUGGCCUAUAAGUGUGGCGGCAUCAAACUUUAAAUAGGAUAAAUUACUUCACAAAUCAUUCUUGUUUAUUAUUUCUUUUUAUUUCCCUUCAACACUAAAAAUAGAGAGGUCGCUUACCAAUUAGUCCAAAAAGUUUUUUCUACCAAAAUGUAUUCCAACUAGGAAUAAAUUUUAUUUAUUUUUCAAAAAUAAAAUUUUUGUUCAAAUAAAUUUUGUUGUAAAAUCAUUUUUGAAAAUUUAUUCCAACUGGAAUAAAAUAAUUUGAAAAAAAUUAUUUUUGAAAAUAUAAAUAAAAUUUAUUUCAGUUGGAAUUGGAUUUUUUACUAAAAUACUAUUUGGUAAAAUUUUUUUUUGCACUAAUUGGUGAGAGGCCUCUCUAUUUUUUGUGUUGAAGGGGAAUAAAAGAAAAUAAUAAAUAAUGAGGGUUUAUGAAUCAAUUUACCCUAUUUAAAGUUUGGUGCCGCCACACUGUCAAGUGGCACCCUAAAAGUUUUUUUUCAAUAGCCAAUCAAAAUAGGAAAUUUAUAUAUUAGGUCCUUGAAUAUUUUAGGUCAUCACAUUUGAGUCUAGUGUUGCCAAUUUGUCAAGCCACACUGGAAGAACACUGUAUCAAAGAUACCAUUUUGAUAAAUAAUCUCAUGGACAUACCAUUUGAGUUAUUAAUUUGUUUUUGUAGUAUUGGUGUAAAAAAGCCUACAAGUAUGCAAGUUAGCUUUAGCAAUUUGAACAGAAAAUGCCCAAACAUUUUUGCUUGGAUUAAUGUCAUUAAUCACCAUUUAAGUUUAUCAAA
Messenger RNA from Gossypium raimondii (Peruvian cotton), 1848 nucleotides. RefSeq names its product glutathione S-transferase U17-like. The record is from RefSeq and is a predicted model, not a curated record. Gene Ontology annotation, biological process: glutathione metabolic process. Lineage: Eukaryota; Viridiplantae; Streptophyta; Magnoliopsida; Malvales; Malvaceae. Gene Ontology annotation, cellular component: cytoplasm. The coding region runs from base 72 to 770 and encodes 232 amino acids. Gene Ontology annotation, molecular function: glutathione transferase activity. The transcript is spliced from 2 exons.